Acanthosepion pharaonis is the source of this 1515-nucleotide messenger RNA. NCBI's taxonomy places the organism in Eukaryota, Metazoa, Mollusca, Cephalopoda, Sepiida, Sepiidae. The record is from the annotation of a GenBank genome assembly.
AUGUUUGCCCCUAUCUAUGCCCUGUCAUCUCUGCACAUUUGCGCCUAUCUCUGUCCAACGACAUCUGCCCGUUUGCGUCUAUCUAUUCCCCGCCAACAAUGCCCGUUUAUGCCAAUCUCUUCCCCGCCAACAAUAUCCGUUUACCAUUUUUCGUCUAUCUCUGACCCAUCAACUCAGUGCCGAUUGUGUCAAAUCUACAUCUUUUUAACUCUACACUUUUUGGUCUACAUAUACAUCAACAACUGUGGCCACGUCUACCCGAUUACGUCGAUCUCUCCCCGGCAACAAUACCUGUUCCGCUUAUCUCUGCCCAAAGCUCUACACUUUUACGGUCUAUCACUGCCCACUAGCUGUGCCCAUUUUUGUCAAUCUCAUCUCAUCCACACCACUCUUUGUGUCUAUAUGCCCCGCUACCUCUGCCAGUUUGCAUCUAUCUCUGCCCCGACACCUUUGCAUAUCUGGCCCGACAACACUGCCAAUAAACGUCUAUCUCUUCCCCGCCAAUUCUUCGCUUUGGCGUUUAUAUAUGCACCGCCAACAAUACAGGUUUGCAUGCCCAGCCACCUCUGUCUGUUUCCGCCUAUCUCUUCCUCGCCACCUCUGCCCGUUUCUGCCUAUCUCUACCCGACCAACUCUGCACGUUUGCACUUAUCUCUUACCGGCCACUUCUGUUCGUUUAUAUCCCGCCACCACUUCCCGUUUGCGUCUAUCUCUGUCUACACCCCUCCUUCUGUCCGUUUGCAUCUAUCUCUUCCUGGCCAAUUCUGCUCCUUUGCGUCUGUCUCUACCCCGCCACCACUGUCCGUAUACGUCUAUCUCUGCCCCGUCAACAACGUCAGCAUGAGUCUAUCCGCCAACUCUGGCUGUUGGCUUCUUCUUCUGGUCUGCCAACAAUGCCCAUUUACGUCUAUCUCUACCCCACAUACAUACACCACUGACCGUUUGCGUCUAUCUCUUUCCGGACAUUUCUGCUCGUUUGCGUCUAUUUGCUCAGCCAAAUCCACCCGUUUGCCUCAAUGCCUAUCUGCAUCUAUCUCUGCACCACCCUCAGUGUACAUUUGCGUCUAUCUCUGCUCGCCAACUCUGAUCGUUUGCGUCUAUCUCUGCCUCGACAUCUCUAACCGUUUGUGUCUACCUCUGCCCCGCAAACUACACCCGUUUGCACCUCUGCCAUUUUGCGUCUGUAUCUGCCCUGUCACCACUGUCCGUUUAUUUUUAUCUACGCCCUGCCAACAAUGCCUCUUUUCGUUUAUCUCUCACCCGACAACAAUGCUCAUUUGCGCCUAUCUCUGCCCCUCCACCUCUGCCCCUGUGUGUCUUUCACUGGAGACCACCUCUGCCCGUUCGCGUCUAUCACUACUCCGUCAACAAUGCACGUUUAUAUCUAUCUUUGAGACACCGACUUUAACAGCUAUCACUGCCCAGCUAACUUUGUCCGUGUGUGUGUCUGUCCCGUCAUAUCCGCCUGUUUGUGUCUAUCGCUACCCCGCCAACACUGUCCGUUGCUUCCUAUAA